Molecule: messenger RNA, 3235 nt
Organism: Xyrauchen texanus (razorback sucker)
Lineage: Eukaryota; Metazoa; Chordata; Actinopteri; Cypriniformes; Catostomidae
Product: GTP-binding protein 2-like
Exons: 12
Coding region: 155-1966 (603 amino acids)
Biological process (GO): translational elongation
Molecular function (GO): GTP binding; translation elongation factor activity; GTPase activity
Source: RefSeq, a predicted model, not a curated record
UGGAUCCCAGACAGACCGCGUAUCACAGUGCAACACCAAAUAACGUGUAAGCAAGGAAAUGCAUGGUCCCUGUUUAUAAAUGAGACGUGCAUUUUUUCAAAUAGAUAUUUAUUUAACUUUAAAAUAGACUUUUAUCUCUAUUUGCGAGCGAGCUAUGGAUGUGCAGGUUGCAGACCGCAGCAGCAUCAAGUCUGCGCCGACAACAAACAGCCCGCAGAAUAACACCUCACAGACCGCCACACAAAAUGCACCAAAGAAGAGGAGGAGAGGCAAAAGAGGGAAGAGACGCAGGGGCAAGAAGGCCAACGAGCCUCCGUCGUUUUUACCACCGGAGGCUGAAGAGGGAAACAUUGAAUACAAGUUGAAGCUAGUGAACCCUACACAGUAUCGGUUUGAACACUUGGCCACUCAGUUGAAAUGGCGACUUCAGGAGGGCCGCGGGGAGGCGGUGUAUCAGAUUGGGGUUGAGGAUAACGGUCUGCUGGUUGGACUAACAGAGGAAGAUAUGAAAGCAUCACUGAAGACCCUUCGCAGAAUGGCCGAGAAGGUUGGAGCUGAUAUCACACUCCUCAGAGAGAGGGAAGUGGACAGUGAUCGAGCUCGACGGAAAAUCGCAGAGGUUCUUGUGCGGAAAGUUCCGGAUGACCAGCAGUUCCUGGAUCUACGUGUUGCUGUUCUGGGAAACGUGGACUCAGGGAAGUCGACUCUGCUGGGCGUGUUGACUCAGGGCGAGCUGGAUAACGGGCGAGGCAGGGCGAGACUCAACCUCUUCAGACACCUGCAUGAGAUUCAAACCGGCCGGACAUCCAGCAUCAGUUUCGAGAUCCUCGGCUUCAACAGUAAAGGAGAGGUUGUAAAUUAUAGUGAUUCACGAACAGCAGAUGAGAUCUGUGAGAGCUCUUCGAAGAUGAUCACAUUUAUUGAUCUGGCUGGUCAUUAUAAGUACUUGAAGACCACCAUAUUCGGAUUGACAAGCUACUGUCCAGACUUUGCCAUGCUGGUGGUAGGGGCAAACACUGGCAUUGCUGGCACAACAAGGGAGCACCUGGGUUUGGCGAUGGUGCUGAAGAUGCCCAUAUUCAUUGUGGUGAGUAAGGUGGACCUGUGCGGCAAAAGCACCGUGGAGAAAACCGUCCGUCAACUGGAGAGAGUUCUCAAACAGCCCGGCUGCAACAAGGUCCCGAUGGUGGUGGCCAACCCUGAUGACGCCGUCACCGCCGCACAGCAGUUUGCACAAUCCACCAGUGUGACGCCCAUCUUCACCCUCUCCAGUGUAUCUGGGGAGAGUCUGGAUCUUCUGAAGGUCUUCUUCAACAUUCUGCCUCCUCUGAGCAACAGCAAAGAGCAGGAGGAACUCAUGCAGCAGCUCACAGAGUUCCAGGUAGAUGAGAUUUACAAUGUGCCAGAUGUUGGGACUGUAGUUGGUGGGACGCUGUACAGUGGUGUGUGUCGUGAAGGAGACCGGUUGGUUGUGGGCCCUACAGACGACGGGAGGUUCUUGAGGUUGAAAGUGUGCAGUAUUCACAGAAAUCGCUCCGGAUGCCGCGUCCUGAGAGCCGGACAGGCCGCCACUCUCGCUCUGGGAAUCUUUGAUCGCUCAUUACUACGAAAGGGCAUGGUAAUGGUGAGUCCUAAGAUGAAUCCUACGAUCUGCUGGCAGUUUGAGGCCGCGAUCGUUCUCCUGUUCCACGCCAAAACGUUCCGCUGUGGUUUCCAGGUCACGGUGCACGUGGGGAACGUGAGGCAGACCGCAACAGUUGAGUGCCUCCUUGGGAAGGAGGAGCUCCGUACUGGAGAGAGAGCCGUGGUGUGCUUCAGAUUCUUAAAGCACCCCGAAUAUUUACAUGUGGGAGCCAAGCUGCUCUUCAGGGAAGGGGUGACCAAAGGCAUCGGACAUGUCACACACCUUCGACCCUCGACCCAGAACCACGUGCCUGAUCAGAACCACAACCAGAACCACAGUUAGAUACUCUAUAUGUCCAAACAGGGCACAUGACUGCAGUCACAUCCUGUCUUUGCCUUGAGAUUGUAUACCCUAGUUUUAUCAUGCACCUUCAUUUUCACACUCAGAUUAGCAAGAGGCUUUGCUACUUUAAUCAUAGAUUUGCCUAUAUUAAUCGCGGAUUUUCUCGUGUGUAAUUGCUAUUGGCUCCUUUGACAUUUUGAUGUAAUGUUUGGUGAAAUUUUUGACGUCAACAAUAAAGGAUAGAAAAUGUUUUCUUCCUGUGGAAAGUUGAUUACCGUAGCCUAUAUAUUUUGCUAUCCUAAGUAUACACGACUAUAUGGUUAGUUGCAUUUUAAUAUUUUAAUUUAGACAACUAGUUGGGAACUACUGGAUAAGGGUAUAAUAUAUAGUGUAAAGGAGCUCGGAAACGUCUCCCAUUUUCACAUAUUGUAUGUGUGCGUUUCAUGUCUUAAGUUAAAGCCGGUUGACUUUGAGUAAAGCAUGUGGGAUUUUGAGUCACUAAGCUGUGGUCUUAGCUGGGUAUCUGGAGCAAACUGCUAUAGGAACACUUUCUACAGCCUGCAGACUGUAUUAUAAGAACAUAAUUGUAGCAUUGAUUGAGAAAUCUUAAAUAUGUCAAUUUCAUAAACUUCCUGUCACAACAAAAUAAUUAAAGAAUUCUAGGGUUUUAGGAUCAGAAUACAUUUUUUUUGGUCUUGAUUUCAUUGUGUCCAUUUACAAAGUUGUAUCACUGAUAUGACUACAAAAUAUUUGCUUGUUUGUAAGCAAGGUGGAUGGUUUACAGGGUUUGACUGAAACCAUUUGGCAGCUUUGUGUGAUCUGUGUCUGUCUUGCGAUCCUACGCAUGCACAGUAAUCCAAAUAAGGGUUGUGCUGUGCGUUCUAGUUUCACUCGUGCACUCCUAUUUGAGAUAUUGUGCAAUUCUAAAAAAAACAUUGAAUGUACUGGUCAUGAAUUUAAAUGCACCAUUUUUGACUUACUGUACUAAUAAUGUGACUGCAAAUAUACAAGCAGAAAAAACACACUGACGCAACAAUGUACGUCAGAUAAGUUUUACGAACAAAUAACAAAAAUUAAUUCUGCUUGUGUUUCACAAAUGAGUUCCACUCUUUAAAUUCUCAUAAACACAGCUAUUAGUCAAAAAUGCAUGUUUGUGAUUUCACAAAUAAUAAUUAGUAUUGUCUGAAGUGCAGCUGGUUGUAUUACAUUUGGGAUGUUCAUGUAUCUUCUAAAAAGGCUUCACUGAUGCCUCGUACAGGACUAGAUAUC